UCAACAUCCAAACCCUUGAUUGGGCUUCCACAUUGUAGCGGGCGAUCGAAGAGGCAUAUCCGAUACCUCCACCUCCACCUUCAACCCUCCACACUCAUUUCCCGACUCACUCCACCCAUCUUUCGUUUGAGACCGACACGCGCGUCGCAUCGAGACCGAUCGCAUCGCCCGGUUCAUCCAACCUCACCAUGUUCAAGCGAUCGUUCAUCACCCCGAAGGAUCGAGCGGGCAAGGCGAGGAAGAUCUCCAAGCGGUCGUUCCGCGACGACGCCAAGCAGAGACUGCGCGAGCAGCUGAACAACACCGCCAGUCCGGAGACAUCGCCCUCUCUGGGCGGAUGUUCGCCGAAAUUGAACUCUGCGAUUGUCACCAUAGCGGUCGGCAGGGAUCAGCGCUUGUUCGCCGCGCACGAGGAUGUGCUCGCGAGAUCGCCUUGGUUCGCCGAGGCGUGUCGCGCGCAGUUCUUCGAGUCUGCCACCCAGCGCCGCAUCUCACUCCCCGACGAAGAGCCGGAGAUCUUUUCUGCUGUCCUCGAGUUCCUGUACAAGGGCGACUACUACCCGCGUUUGAUGCACGACAGAAAGCGCAACACGUGGUCGCUCGAGGACGCUGCUCAAGAUCUGACAACCACACCAAUCUCCACGUCCCCUCGCGUGGAAUCUCAAGCCAAAAAGACCGGUAGCUCCAACGAGUCGGCAUCCGUCUUUCACCAUGGCGUGAACGAUUUUAUCCUCCGCGAUACUGUCGUCUACUGCACCGCUCUGAAGCUGCAACUCCCCGAACUACAACGUCUUGCUCUUCGUAAGCAGGGUCUGCAGUCCGGGAUUGAUGUGGCCACCAUUCUGCGCAGUGCACGAUUUGCUUAUGCAAACACGCCACCCAGCGACUCUCGCCUGAGAGCGCACUACCUUGCUUUGAUCAUUCGCAGCCGCAAGACCUUUAAGCGUAGCGGUACCAUGCAGAUGGAAAUGGAGAAGGGCGACACGCAGAUGUUCUUUGACUUGUUCGUUGCAAUGUGCAACCACAUCGACGACGUCGUAGAGUUCGGCUCCGGCCGAACCCCCGAUCUUGCCAAGUGAUUGUCCAUCUUGCGAAUGAAUCAAAGCAAACCUAUCCCUCAACUCUCUCCAAAGCAUUGCACACGGAUCGAAUCUCACCUCCCAUCGCCACGAGCCCAAAUUGUCCGCUCGACGACUCGCCACUUUUUUCAAAAUUGCUCGGAAAUUUCCUUCUUGCAUUCGCAGUACGGUUUUCCGGGAACAACGACGGAAAACCUGGCGCUUCUUAGGACAACUUUGGAGCCUGGCUUUGACGGGGGCUCUGUCCUUCUGUUGCAUGCCUUUUACAGAGAAUGGGAAAAGAAAAACAACAAAAACAUCCGCUCUGCUCGCUCGAUCAACUCUGGUCCAUCACGUCCGCACGCCGCUCCGCACAGGAUCUGGUUUCGGAUGGAUGGGCCAGAGCUGAUCGCCACUGCCUUGACGGCAAAAUCUCCUUUCCUUGUCUUGUGUGUGUUGCCGCUUUGAUUUUUGAUUCUUCUUUUCAGCUUUUACCAGCCUGUCGCUUUCCUUUCGCUGCACGCUUGCCUGAUCAGUGAAGGGCACUCUUGCGAGCUGUCAUGUCCACUGGAUUGGACAUGUGCUGCGUAAGAGUGUUUGGCGCAGGGACUGCGGUUUGUCAAAUUGGCCUGACGCUUGGGAUCUUGCGGGACGUGGGGUGUGAAUGAUUAUGAGGUGGUGUAUGUAAUUGGGUUAAAUUGGAACUUGUCGGCCAAA
Molecule: messenger RNA, 1775 nt
Organism: Zymoseptoria tritici IPO323
Lineage: Eukaryota; Fungi; Ascomycota; Dothideomycetes; Mycosphaerellales; Mycosphaerellaceae
Exons: 3
Coding region: 189-1079 (296 amino acids)
Molecular function (GO): protein binding
Source: RefSeq, a predicted model, not a curated record